CCUAGUCCUCCGGGCGCUCUGGGGCGGGCUCCUCGUCUGCCCCGGGCUCGGGCCGGGCCGCAGCCCCCGGCAGCGCUCUCGGAGCCCCGGCGCCGGCCGGGCGGACGCCGCUGCCCUCAUGGCGGCCAUCACAGCGCUGCAGCAGUGGUGCCGGCAGCAGUGCGAGGGCUACCGGGACGUGAGCAUCACCAACAUGACCACGUCGUUCCGCGACGGCCUGGCCUUCUGCGCCAUCCUGCACCGCCACCGGCCCGACCUCAUAAACUUCGAUGCCCUCAGGAAGGAAAACAUUUACGAGAACAACAAACUGGCCUUCCGUGUGGCUGAGGAGCAGCUGGGCAUCCCGGCCUUGCUGGACGCCGAGGACAUGGUGGCCCUGAAGGUGCCCGACCGGCUGAGCAUCCUGACCUACGUGUCCCAGUACUACAACUACUUCCACGGGCGCUCCCCCAUUGGGGGCAUGGCCGGUGUGAAGAGGCCCCUGUCGGACGCCAGUGAGGAACCGUCUGGAAAGAAGGCCCCGUCCCAACCUGCCAGACCCUCGCCCACCCCAGCCCGGGGGCAGCCGCUGUCUCCGGUCAGCACAAACCCCACCGUCCAGCAGAAGGCUGGCCAGGCUGCGGUCGGCUCUGGCAGCAGCACCUGUGGCGUCUGCGGGCAGCACGUGCACCUCGUGCAGCGGCACUUGGCAGAUGGGAGGCUGUACCACCGGAGCUGCUUCAGGUGUAAGCAGCGCUCCGACACGCUGCACUCGGGGGCCUACACGGCCACAGCAGAGCCCGGCGUCUUCGUCUGCUCCGGCCACCACCCUGGAACCGCCUCUGCUGGCCCCACGUUGCCGGGCUUGACCCCCAGGUGGCCUGGAGCCCUGUCCGUGGACUCCCCGAAGAAGGCCCAGGAGGCGAGUGGGCAGAGAGACGCAGGGCCAAAGGCCAGGCCACCCGCGUGGGAGCCCGCGGUGGGCAGCCCGACUGCCAAAGGUUCCCCUCCGGCCGCAGCUGACCCUCCGGCCACCACCUGCCCCCACGUCCACGCGGGGAGCCCAGCCGGGGCCAGGCUCUCGGUGGGCCCCGUGGGUGGCAAGGCCAGCACCCACGUGACCAACAGCUCUCCGACGGGGUGGUCGUCGCCGGCAGGCAGCCCUCGUUCCGCCGUGACCCUGAGUGCCCGGGACUCUCGCCCGGCCACACCACAAGGCCGGGUAACCCCCCGAGGGGCGGCCCCUCAGACCAAGCUCAGCUCAAGGCCAGCGUCUCCGGUCCCAGCGAGCGCCCCGGCCUGGACCCCAUCGUCCUGCAGGACGCAGCAGGCCCGGGAGAGGUUCUUCCAGACGCCUGGAGCCGCCCCCCGCCCUGGCCCGGCUGGCGGGGCCCCAGCUGCCGCAGACGCUCCUUCCAGGGCGGGCAGCAGGGAGCAGGCGCUGAGCUUCCUCCGGAAGGCCCUCCCCGAGCUGGGGGCGGCUGGCGCUCAGGCGCCCGGCAGAGGCCCAAAGUCGGAACUCCAGGUUUGGGCAGGGCCGCUCCGUCCGCAGGCUCGCGGGGGCUCCCCUUCUGCCUCUUCCAGCUCCUGGGGGCGCCCGCGGCCCUCGACUCUGUCUCCUCUGUCUUCACGGCCUCCUCUCUGUGCGUCUGUCCUCUCCUUUUCGCGCUUGUUUUCGGUGUCGGGGCCCCCCCAGUCCAGGAUGACCUCGUCCCAACUUGAUUUUACCGGCCAGGAGCCUGCUUCCACGCCCUCCCCCGCCACCGGCCCUGCUCCUGGUUCCCACGCCGGAUCCGAAGGGCCAGCAGCAAGUCCGUCAGCCAAGCGGUUCCCGUCGGCGUCUCUGCAGGCCCUCAGCCCCGCUGCGAGGACCGCGCCGCCCCGGGCGGGCAGGAGAGGCUCGGCUGCACCCUCAGGGGCCGUUGGGGCGGGCGCCGGCUCCAGGCCGGAGCCGCAGGCCCCGCGGGCCGAGGCCUCGAGUGCCAGCCCCCAGGAGGGCCAGGAGGACGGGCCGGCGGGAUGGAGGGCCCGCCUGAAGCCCGUGGAGAAGAAAAGCCCCGCUGAGAGGGCUCUGGAGCCGAAGGAGCCUCAGGUCCUGGGAGAGCCGAGGGCGGGUGAUGCACCCUGGAAGGUGUCUGGGCGCUCCGAGGGGGGUGUCUGCAUCACCCUGACCCCUGUGCGAGUGGACAGGACACCAGGCCCGGCUGGGGCCAGCCUCCUAGCUGCAUCUCCCUCCCCGUCCCAGUCCCGCCACAGGAAGCUGGUGGUCCCUGCCAGCCUGGACGUUUCUGGCAACUGGCUUCAGCUGGAGCCCUCGGGGAAGGAAGCCCCUGCCUGGAGCCGGAGGAAGGAGGAGAAAGCCCCUCCCCAGGGCGAACCAGGGAGGCCCUCGGGCCCGGCCGGCAUCCCUGUUCCGCCUGGCGAGGCAGUGCGCUCCCCGGGCAGGCUGCACCCUGACCACGUGCCCCAGGAGGAGAUCCAGCAGCAGGUGCAGGACAUCGAGAGGCAGCUGGACGCCCUGGAGCUCCGGGGUGUGGAGCUGGAGAAGCGCCUGCGUGCGGCCGAGGAGGACGCCUCGGAGGACGCCCUCAUGGUGGACUGGUUCCGGCUCAUCCACGAGAAGCAGCUGCUGCUGAGGCUGGAGUCCGAGCUGAUGUACAAGGCCAGGGACCAGCGCCUGGAGGAACAGCAGCUGGACAUCGAGGGGGAGCUGCGCCGGCUGAUGGCCAAGCCGGAGGGUCUGAAGUCCCCCCAGGACCGGCAGCGAGAGCAGGACCUGCUGAACCAGUAUGUGAACACCGUCAACGACCGCAGUGACAUCAUCGACUUCCUGGAUGAGGACCGGCUCAGGGAGCAGGAGGAGGACGAGAUGCUGCAGAACAUGAUCCGGAAGCUGGACCUGCAGAGGGGUGGUGGGGACCAGAGGAAGAAGCCCAGGUUCCGCUUGUCCAGCCUCUGGCCCGUGAAGACUAAAAGCAGGAACCCCGAGUAGCCGCCUGGCGGGGCCCCAGGACCCCCGCGGGGUGCGGCAGGGCUGUGGGCGGCGGGGCCUGCAGCGCCCUCUCUGGGGGGGCUGGGCAGCCUCAAUAAACAAACUGACCAUGCGGCCCGGCUUCCCUCUCCCAUCUGGUCACGCGCUCCUGGGCAGCCCGGGGGGCUUGGCCACGUUCCGUUUCUGCUCCGGCGCGGAUGUGCCCGUGGCCUUGAGAAGACGCUGACCCUCUGGGCUGGGCUCGGGCCCUCUGAGGCGGGCAUUUUAGCCACUUCCUGACCUGGCUGCAUGGACAGGCUGGGCAUGAGCCUUACAGGAA
Messenger RNA from Physeter macrocephalus (sperm whale), 3290 nucleotides. RefSeq names its product MICAL like 2 (gene MICALL2). The record is from RefSeq and is a predicted model, not a curated record. Gene Ontology annotation, molecular function: protein binding. Bases 119 to 2971 code for a protein of 950 amino acids. NCBI's taxonomy places the organism in Eukaryota, Metazoa, Chordata, Mammalia, Artiodactyla, Physeteridae. The transcript has 18 exons.